Messenger RNA from Numida meleagris (helmeted guineafowl), 7766 nucleotides. RefSeq names its product SKI like proto-oncogene (gene SKIL). The transcript has 7 exons. Bases 570 to 2642 code for a protein of 690 amino acids. Gene Ontology annotation, molecular function: RNA polymerase II cis-regulatory region sequence-specific DNA binding; DNA-binding transcription factor activity, RNA polymerase II-specific; SMAD binding. Gene Ontology annotation, cellular component: nucleus. Gene Ontology annotation, biological process: negative regulation of BMP signaling pathway. Lineage: Eukaryota; Metazoa; Chordata; Aves; Galliformes; Numididae. The record is from RefSeq and is a predicted model, not a curated record.
CCCGCGGGCAUGCCCCGAGCCCGGGGCUCGCCGUGACCCCGUUCGCUGUUCGCAGGCUCCGCGCGGAUUGACAGCGCGAUGCGCCGGGGGGAAUCCAGCCCGCGUCCUCGGUCUUAGCGCUCGUAACUCGGGGUGGGAGAAUUGUGACACGCAGCGGUGACAUCUGUGCCAAAGGUGACUCUGCGGGGACGCUCGGCGCUGGCGGCGCUCGGGUCGGGUUCGUCUGUGAGCUGCCGGCGCUCCGGGGCGGCCGUGGUGAAAUCCCGAAGUUGGCAGCACAAUAAAGCAGGCCCCGAAGACCGAGCUCCAUCUCCAGGAACUGAAAGUGCCGAGCAGAAUUUCCGUGUGGCUCCAGAGACUGACUUCUACGGCGGUCUGUUAUUUAAAGAAAAAAGUGGCCAUGGAUGGGCGGUCUUCAGCGUCCUGCUGUUGGAGGCCGAAGAAUUAACUGGAGUGCAAAACGGGGCGUGCCUGAGGUAGUCAAGAUCACUCCAAAUCGUUUGCAAGCGUAAGCAAGCAGGAAAAUGUACGCUCGGGACUGUAAUUAAUUAAAGUUCUGGUGUUUAGCAAUGGAAAGCCCACAAACAAAUUACCCUCUAGGGCUCGUUUCAGACCAAAAGAGGAGUGGGAUGCAGGAGGAUGGGAGCCCCCCGCUGAAAAAACUAAUGACGGAAAUGCAUGUAAAUAGCCAAGUACGAGUUGUAAUAAAUAAACUGCCGACAAUAAAGAAGGAAAACUUGGACGAAUAUGACGAAACUUCUGUGGAGGCUGACGGGGAGAGUGCCAAGCCAAACAGUUCUUCAAUCUCGGAGCCUUUGAAUUUAAAUCCAGGUCUGAAACACACGUUGGCACAAUUCCACUUGAGCAGCCAGAGCUCGCUGGGUGGACCAGCAGCUUUCUCAGCUCGCUAUUCCCAGGAAAGCAUGUCACCCACCGUCUUCUUGCCUCUUCCAUCACCGCAAAUCCUGUCUGCUCCACUGCUCAUUCCUCCCGACAGCUCCACAGAACUCACGCAGACUGUACUGGAGGGGGAGUCCAUCUCCUGCUUUAAAGUUGGAGGAGAAAAAAGACUUUGCCUGCCUCAGGUGUUGAAUUCAGUUCUUCGAGACUUUUCUUUGCAACAGAUUAAUACAGUGUGUGAUGAACUGUACAUCUACUGCUCCAGGUGCACUUCUGACCAGCUUCAUAUUCUGAAGGUUUUGGGAAUUCUUCCAUUUAAUGCUCCGUCCUGCGGGCUAAUUACGCUGACCGAUGCUCAGAGACUAUGCAAUGCUUUACUACGUCCUCGCACUUUUCCUCAAAAUGGCAGCUUUCUCCCUGGUAAGAACACGUUGGCCCAACUGAAGGAGACUGGCAGUGCCUUUGAAGUAGAGCACGAAUGCCUGGGCAAGUGCCAGGGUUUGUUUGCACCUCAGUUCUACCUUGCGCCGGAUGACCCCUGUAUCCAGUGUCUGGAGUGCUACGGGAUGUUCUCACCCCAGACCUUCGUGAUGCAUUCACACAGAUCCCCCGACAAGAGGACCUGCCACUGGGGGUUUGAGUCGGCCAAGUGGCACUGCUACCUUCAUAUUAACCAAAAAUACCUGGGAACGUCAGAGGAGCGGGAGCUGAAGCAUCUCUUGGAGGAAAUGAAGGAGAAAUUUAGUGAGAAAAAUCAGAAGAGAACUCGAUCAAAAGUGGAUUCCCAGCAGAGCCUAGAAUUAUCGCAGUGGUAUCCUGUUAUAAAGCAGGAAGCAGAAGCUGAUCCUCAGCCACCCUCCUUCUUCCACCCCAGUUACUACCUUUAUAUGUGUGAUAAAGUGGUUGCCCCAAAUGUAUCUCUUGCAUCACAAUAUAAGGAUGUGACAAAAACAACAGUGAAAGCUUCUGAAGUAAUUAAAUCUUCAUCCGGACAGUCGGAGAAAAAGCUCAGUAGUGGAAAGCACAAAAAAACUGCCUCAUAUCCAGAGCUUUCUCUUGAAGAACAGGAGAAAAUGGACUUGAAAACUGGUCUGGAGCAGCAUAAGCGUUUAGACCCACACGUCUCAACUCACUCUGCAAGAGGUGGAAAAUCUGAACGUAUUUCUUCCAAAAGCAUUAGAGGCUCUAGAUGUGUUGAAGGAGGAAUUGAUGGGAGAACGCUGUCCCCCACUCUCAUGAAAGACAUUAGUUGUGAAGAUGACAAGGGAAGGAUCAUGGAAGAAGUAAUGAAAACCUACAUCAAACAGCAAGAAAAACUAAAUACUAUUUUGCGGAGGAAGCAGCAGCUUCAAAUGGAAGUGGAAAUGUUAAACAACUCUAAAGCUAUGAAGGAACUAAGUGAAGAGCAGCAGAAUUUACAAAAAGAACUUGAAUCUUUGCAAACCGAGCACGCUCAAAGAAUGGAAGAGUUUUAUUUUGAGCAGAGAGACUUGGAGAAGAAAUUGGACCAAAUGAUGAAGCAGAAGUGUACCUGUGACUCCAAUUCAGAGAAAGACAAGGAAGCAGAAUAUGCAGCACAGCUGGCAGAACUGAGACAGAGACUGGACCACGCAGAGGCAGAUAGGCAGGAGCUUCAAGAUGAACUGAGACAAGAACGAGAGGCGAGGGAAAAAUUAGAGAUGAUGAUAAAAGAAUUGAAGCUGCAGAUCUUGAAAUCUUCAAAAAACGGAAACGGAAAAUAGAAAUUGGAAAAGAAAGCAUGACUGUGUCCUUCAAACAGGGUGUUUCAUUUUGUAAUGAAUUGUAAGCAGUUUCUGUGCGAUAAGUAUUCUCUACAGAUUUCUAUUUGCCAUACAAGACCAGAUGAAGAAAUACAUAUAUAUAAAUAGAUAGGUAUGCAUUUUUAGAUUUUCCUAACCAAUGGAAAUCUGCAUUUAUUUGUACUGGUGUUUCUCAAACUAUGAAAAACAGGAAACUUCUGAUUUAGAGUGACCAGUUUCUGUUUAUUUCUAAGGCAGCCCUUGAGGACCCUAUACCUUUUAACAUUGUCUGUUAAAACAGAUUUGGUGAUCUUUAUUUUAUUAUCAACUUCAUAUCUGGUUAUACAACUACUUAAAAAAAAAAGUCUUAAUUUCUUCAAGGCCAAAAAUAGUUCCGUUUUCAGUGAGAAUUUUGCCUUCCUGAAUUGGGGAAGGUUUAAAGUCAGCUGUAAGGUAAUUCUCAGAAUCACCAUGACAAUAGAUGGAUGAUUAUCGGAAGUGAUUUACCAGCAUGAGUUUUCCCAUAAUUCUGUUACGUGAAGUCAAUCUGACCUUUUCAGUGUGUGCUACUUGACAGCUCAGUAAAGAAUUGUAGACCAGGUGUUUGGUCUCCAUACUGGAAGAACCAAACAUCAGGGUUUUUUGGUUUUUUUUUUGAUUGAUUCUUUUAAAUUAAGAAAAAAAUUGCAUUCAAAAAUGGAAUCUUCUAAAACUAAAAAUUCUCAGAUUCUAUUUUCUUCUGUAUAGCAGUUAAAGGAGACUGUUUACCAGGGCUUGUAGCUACAGGACAAGGGGCAAUGAUUUUAAGCUGAAAGAAAGUAGAAUUUAUUUAUUUUUUAAUUAAUCAUGAGGCCCUAGAACAGGUUGCCCAACGAAGCUGUGGGUACCUCAUCAUUGUAAGUUUUCAAAGGGAGGCUGGACAGUGCUUUGAGCAACCUGAUCUAGUGGGAGGUGUCCCUGCCCAUGGCACAGGGUUGCAACUAGAUGAUCUUUGACUGUCCCUUCCAGCACAAACUUCUAGGAUUCCAUGGCUUGCCUGGUUUUCAGGUACUAAUGCUUCCAAGAAAAGUAAUAUUUAUUAAAAAAGAAAAAAAAACGUACCGGUUUAUUUAGUAUCUGAAGCCUCCACGCUUUAAGCUUCCUGUUAACUUGUGAGUUUUUCUUUCUAUACAUAGAACAGGCCUUAACUGACGUUGUGAUAAUUGCUUAGAAGAAUAAAAUUCUAAGAUACGGCACUUUGAAAAUCAUUUUGAUCGUUUCUACGUUUGAAUGGCAUGGUAACGUUACCAUGAAUUAAGAAAUACAGCAUGUUUGUUGAGCUCUGACAUUUAGAAAUGUGUCAUUGUACAGAAUUUCUGCUUUAUGUACAUAUUACAUAGUACUUCAGAAGUCUGAUUCCUGGUAGAUUCAGCGCAUGGCUACAGAUUUGGAUGGAGAAGUACUCCUUUGCACUUCUUUCCAAAAAGUUUGACAUAGCUGACAGGUGUUGGCUGAUUGUGACUAGAAAUAUCUUAGCAGUUCUGUUAAUCCACUACAUUAUUUUAACCUGUGCUCUAGCUUUUGUGUUUUUUGUUGUUUUUUUUUUAAGGUGCUUAGGUUUAUUACUCUCUUAAAAAAGUUGAUUAAUUCCGGAUAAAACCACUAGUAAAAUCCACUGGCAUCCAUUCUUAUUCUGAACUAGUGAAAAUGAAAACUGAGUUCUUUCUUGUCUCUCUUUUACAGGAUUAAAUUUCAGAGACAGAAGGUGGCACAAAUCUUUAAGCUGAGUGAGGAAUGAGGUGAUACAUUACAGAGUCAUAGAAGGAUUCUUUCAUAGCAGUGCAUAAUUUUCUUUACGGACCCUGUGUCAUGUUUACACUGAUUGUUAGGGCAGAAUAGGUGAAAAAAAUGAAACUUACUUGGCAAUGUUGAUCAGAAAAGAGGAUCCAGAUUACGUUUUUCACUUCUUCUUCAACUCCACCUCGAAAUUAUUGGUUAAAAAAAGAAAAAAAAAAAAACCAGCAAAAAAAAAAAAAGCCUGCCUUUACAGCAUAGCAGUGGUUUGGGAGGAAGUGAAUGUGCUGAGUAUAAAUUAUUCUCCUUGUGUACGUACCACUUGCUUUAAACACGGUUGAAUGUUUUACUGUAAUGACCAGCAGUAACGUGGCCAUGGGGAGAGCAGGCAGGAGUGCUGGUAGAAGUGUGAUGUGAGGCACUGGAGCUCGAGGCUGGGUUAGCUGGGUGGACAAGGAGGGAAACGCCGUCCUGGGAAACCAGAAAGUUUCCUCGGGGUGUUAUCUAAGAUCAUUUCAAGCUGCUUUUCAGUAUCAGUGCUGUGAACCAAACUCGUUCAGUUGUCGGCGUAGAUAAGGCCCUCUGGGCUCAUUUAAUGUGGCUGAAGGAAUGGAUUCACUGCAGUAUUUGUAGCUUGGCUGUCGAACGAAUGGAAUCCUCAUGGGAUUAUUAUCUGAAAGCACCGUAUAUUCGGUUUUCAUUCAGGUCCUGUCUAUAUCAUGUUCCUUGCACUAAGAUUUCCCACUUUGCCUCUGGUUGAGUUCUACCUGUGGCAGCUGCAGUGCAGAACUGGUAUUGCUGGGCUUCCCCUGCCCCAGCCUGCACUUCCACCGUGCCAACCAGUUUCUGCUGUAGGCUAAUGAAACCCUGGCAGCCAUAGUUUGUACUCCUGUUUUCACUUCUGCAAGAACUCCAGCAGCUGGCAUAGAGUUUUAGCAAUUCCAGCUGCGGGUAAGGCUUCCUAAUACUUGUGAGACAUCUGGCUGAAAAAGUGAACUGAACAUCUGUUAAAACGACUCUUAAAAUAGCUUUGUAAAUACUCCAUUUAGUUCGUCUAAAGUUAGAAUGCAUUUUAAAUUAUUGUAAUCCUCUUACAAUUCUUAAAUAUUACUUUCAGGUUACUUACAUAACAAAUAAUUUUCAUAUGCGUAGACUUAAUUUUAUACUGAUUUUAAGUAAUAAUGUAAACAUAACCGUGCCAUAGCUUUUGUGUGUUCAGUCUUGGAAAGAUAGUUUUUUAGUAAGUUGUAAAUAACACGCUGGUAGCUCUAGAACAAAUCGACACUGACUUUUUUUCACUACCUUAUGCUUGGUCACAUGGAGUGGUUUGUUUUACAGCCUAACAUAGGAACUUGGAAGGAACACUUAAGGGCCCUCGCUUAAGUGUGCACUUAAUGGUGGAAACCAGCUCUGUCAUGAGGUUCUUUCUUUGAGCCAUGGCAUGCUCGUUUUAUGCAUUACUCUUUGUUUUGCCUUCAGCUUUCAUUUGCUGAACUUUUAGGCAAAAAGUUGCUUUCUCAGAUAGUUGUGGCAUUAAGUCCUUAGAGGAGAAAAAAAAAAGCCUAGGAUCGUUCAUAGUUUUAAUAGCUUCCUGGUUGAACACCUGGACUGAAAACGAAGUUGCCUGUGUGUGCACCUUUUGGAGCUAGGAUUCAGGGUGAAUGUCUGGUUUGCUCCUAUAUGUUGGAAAAGCAAAAAAGAACUUCCACGUGCUUUGUGUACUCUAAUGAGCAAGAAAAUGGAAGAACUCAGAGAGCAGAACUUGUGAAUUUGGCUGUACCCUCGCUCACAGUACCCUGGACGAAAGAGAUGUUCUCUCAGAUCUCCAAAGCUGUCUUUUAGUUUCUGUAAAGCACAUCGUUCAGCUUGGGAAUUUAGAUAAAUGUGGUUCUGUUUCACAUUCUUCCACUAAUUUUAUUCUAUAUUUAAUAUAUUAAUAGCUUAGGUGUAAAAUCAUUUGUAUAUAGUGAAGGCACAAUGCCAUUAGUGAAGUAGGAAAAGUUGAGUGGGAGCGUGAAGCUACUGGUGGCCUGAAGAAAUGUGGCUCGGUCCAUGUUUUAGAAGUCACGACUGUUCUUUCAUACGUUCUUGAUUCAUCCUGGGGGGUUGGAUAGCUGUAACGUGUUAUGAACUAUUCACAAGACUUUCCUAGCAUUAGCUGUGGAGCUGGCCUUGAAGUGCUGUCCCGGUCAGCUUCCUAGCAUUCACUUGUUUGUAGAGCAUCUAUUUUGACUGUCAGCAAAGAGAACGCCUUUGUAUUUUUUUCCUGCACUUAAUUCAUGUAAUUAAUCCACACAACAGUUUUCUACAGCACGGUGAAGCUGACAAAAGAGAUGAUUACACCCACCUGUUAAUCUGUGCUUGAAAUCUUUCUCUAGUCUUCUUUCAGCUGUCAACAGCGAGCCGCAAUAAGCUGCAAGGUUUGAUUUUUGUUCAUCAGUGUUUUCAUGAUAGAAAGCUUGUAGAAUGUUCCAUUUGUUGCGUAUCUAUUUGGAAAAGAGAGCCAUUUUUUUUUAGCUUUUGUGAACGUCGGUGGCUCCGGCUUACAAAUUGCAUGAGGGUUCACGGUGUGUCUCCAUUACUUGGAAAACUAAUUCUGUUCAGCAUUGGUGGUUCCGUUGGGAAAUGCUUGAAAAAUGAGUUAAGCACUUCGUCAAGCACAGCAAACAAACGGUAUACAAUUUUGUUAGUGGGAAAUUGCCUGUGUGACAAUGUAAAUUGACUUUUUGGUUUUCUCCAAAUACAGAUACCUCACCUAAAGGAAAGCACAGUUACACGGUAUUAGGACGUACCACGUUGGUCUGAAGCAUUUUGUUGCAGUUAGGUUGCUUCCUGGGAUCGAUGAAAUCUGUUUUUGUUUUCGUGCCCGCUCUCUAAGGUAUUUAUUGGUGUUGACCUGCCAGUAUGAUUGUCUUGAAUUACAGAAGGUGGCUGCAAAGCAGAGCAGUGCUCUGCUGGGCUGAAGGCAGCAGCUGGGUGACUGUCCCGAACCACAGUAAGCCUGGGAAAACCAUCACUGCGUUCACCACUUUGUAACACUUUGCCAAUGAUGUACAGUCUUAUUGUUAGCGUUGCUGUGGUCGCAUUACAUGACACACAAAACUGUCCUCUACCUCACGUGAGAUUAACAGAUAUUUUAUAUGGUUUUAGUAAACGAGAUGCAUCUAUCUGGUCACUUAGUUUACAAAUUUUGAAUUCUAUUUAUUGAAACAUGACAUACUGUGCUCUUAGCUUAUACCUCAAUUGUAUUUUGUGCUGUUAUCCAUUUUCAUGCCUUGUAAAUACAUGUACAGAUUGUGGAUUCAAAAACAAAUAAAACCUGUACUGUCAGAA